Molecule: messenger RNA, 2481 nt
Organism: Brienomyrus brachyistius
Lineage: Eukaryota; Metazoa; Chordata; Actinopteri; Osteoglossiformes; Mormyridae
Gene: htr1b
Product: 5-hydroxytryptamine (serotonin) receptor 1B
Exons: 1
Coding region: 271-1518 (415 amino acids)
Biological process (GO): bone remodeling; adenylate cyclase-activating adrenergic receptor signaling pathway; vasoconstriction
Cellular component (GO): plasma membrane
Molecular function (GO): G protein-coupled serotonin receptor activity
Source: RefSeq, a predicted model, not a curated record
CGGUUAACGUGCAACUAGCUCAUCUGCCCAACUUUAGGAGUAGUGGAAAUGCUAUAUACCUACUUUACCUAAAAAAACUAAAACUAAUAACUGCGGAGGAGCGAUAAAGCCUAUUAUUUUUCCAGCCUUUGACCAUUUGAUCUAAAAUCUAAAAAAAAAUGAUGAUGAAUUAUCUUAAUAUGAAUGGAACAUAAAUACCAUGUUUAUGAUGCAUCUGAGUUUCGGUUAACCGGCUAUUCAAAUUAAUCUGAAAUUGCGGGGGGGAAACAAAUGUCGGACUUUUUUUUAACCAUAUAUACAGAUUUUAACGAUGUGGUCACCCGGAGUGCAGUCGGCACGCAGAUUAACAUGAAAACGAUGGAGCGCUCCAUUCAGCUGAACCAAGCAUCCUCCGUUUACGCUUUAAUGUUGAAUAAUUGCUCCGUCAACGAAACCGAUGAGAAUUGCACCGCCACCAAAAGAGAAGAAGAUGGCGUGAAUUUGAUUUUGCAGUCAAGUCUAACCUUCAUUCUAUCCAUCAUAACUAUAGCCACGAUAUUAUCCAAUGCUUUCGUAAUAGCGACUAUUUCUCAGUCUAGGAAACUUCACACUCCUGCCAAUUUCCUCAUUGCUUCGUUGGCAGUCACGGACCUAUUAGUCUCGGUGCUUGUGAUGCCGAUAUGCGUGAUCUACACGGUAAGUCACACUUGGACUUUGGGUCAGAUCUUAUGUGACAUUUGGUUGUCUUCGGACAUUACAUGCUGCACAGCAUCCAUUCUCCAUCUGUGCGUAAUUGCGCUGGAUCGCUACUGGGCAGUAACGGACGCAGUGGGGUACUCGAAGAAGCGCACGCCAGCCCGGGCUGCUGGUAUGAUCGCCACUGCUUGGGUUAUUGCAAUCUCAAUAUCAUUGCCUCCUUUAUUUUGGCGUCAGGAAAAAGCGGAAGAAGUUACGAGCUGCAGUGUAAAUACGGAUCACAUUUUCUACACUAUCUAUUCUACUUUCGGGGCGUUUUAUAUCCCGACUCUACUGCUGAUUGCACUUUACGGGAAGAUCUACAUCGAAGCGCGAAGGAGGAUUUUCAAAAAUUGCCCGUCGAAAGCUGGAAAAAGGUUGACUUCAGCUCACUUGAUCACAAACUCCCCGGGAUCGGAGUCCUCUACGUCGCCCCUAAAUUACAGGACCCAGGAAACGACCGCAGCCGAAACCUGCUCGCCAGCUCACGUUUGGCAGGUCAAAGUCACCGUGUCCGAUAGUCUCCUGGACAAAAAGAGAAUAUCUGCCGCGCGGGAGAAGAAAGCCACAAAAACUCUGGGAAUAAUCCUCGGCGCCUAUAUAAUAUGUUGGUUACCUUUCUUCAUUUACACCCUCCUUGUGCCUUUAUGCAGUACAUGUACUUUCUAUCCAGAAUUAUUCGAUUUCUUCACCUGGCUGGGCUACUUAAACUCCUUGAUCAAUCCAAUCAUUUAUACUAUGUCAAAUGAAGAUUUUAAAAAGGCUUUUCACAAACUCAUACGCUUUAAAUGCUGCAGGCACUGAAAGAGAUAUCAAGUGCAAGACAUUUUGCGUUAUGGUUAUAAAAAUGGAUGCUCACGAAUGAGAAUCUGCGCUACCAGGUACUGCUCUUGCGUUUGGUGUGCAACGCGAAUGCCGCUUGGCGCAUCUGCUGUAAAUAUGCAAAACCCACCGGUCAGUUUUAUAAACAUUUACAUCGCUGCUCCUAAAAUCACUAAACGAAAACAGUCUGAGAAAUUCGUUGGAGACAGAGAGAGAGAGAGAGUGCGGCUGGACAAACGCAAUAUUAAAUCCAAUAAAUCAAUUGCUGGGCAUUUCAGUAAAACUCAACUGGUACAAAGGAUGUACACCAGUCCAACACAAGUUCCGCGUCCUAAGUCCAGUUGAUAUCUUACUGACAGACACUGCCUAUAGUGGGAGAAAAAAGGACCUGGAAAAAACGUACGACUCUGCGCAAUAGGGCAAGCCAAUUGUCGACAUAUAAAUGUAUUUUUCUAUGGCAUUUUGAAAGAAUGAACGUCUACAACUGCUUAACCCACCAAAAACAUAUACGCAUGAAAGUGAUUUUUGGAAACCCAUUAUUAUUAUUAUUAUUAUUAUUAUUAUUUACCCUAUAAUAAGUUAUUAAUUAUUGUUAAAGUUUAAUUUGCAGAUGUAGCUCAGUAUAUCUUGUCCCCACAGUUGUCGAUAGCCUAUGUAUAGCAGAUGUGUGGUUUGUUAUUGCAUUAAACAGCACACGGCUACCUCAAAUCACCGGCAAUUUUACUGCAGAGUUGGGUUAAGAACUUGACAUGCCUUUUAAAGUUCUGGUUUUCCUGUGGAAAAGACCACUGCUCCCAAAAAAUAACUGACCUUUUGCGCCGUUGUGCGCACAGAAGUGCUGGUCAAUUUUUUUGCUGCUAAACACAUGCGUGUUCGCUUGAUUCGAAAUAUUACAUUUGUCCGUGGUAACUGUUUCUUCAUGAAAAUGCUUGUUUUUUUUAUUUA